Molecule: messenger RNA, 1595 nt
Organism: Chanos chanos (milkfish)
Lineage: Eukaryota; Metazoa; Chordata; Actinopteri; Gonorynchiformes; Chanidae
Product: transmembrane emp24 domain-containing protein 2
Exons: 5
Coding region: 98-724 (208 amino acids)
Source: RefSeq, a predicted model, not a curated record
ACAUAUUCACACUCCUCCGCAGUGCUGCCCCGCAUCCGUAACGGCUGAACACCCGACUUAUUUCAAACAAUAUUUUUAUACUGCUCAAACUGUCGUCAUGUUUACUGCAUCAGAACUCAUGGUUGUUUUGGCUACUUUAUCCGCCACUGCGCAUGGAUAUUUUGUUAGUGUUGAUGCGCACGCCGAGGAAUGUUUCUAUGAGCGCGUGAACUCGGGCACUAAAAUGGGCCUAAUGUUCGAGGUGGCAGAAGGAGGGUUCCUGGAUAUCGAUGUGGAGAUCACAGGCCCGGAUGGUAAACAGAUUUAUAAAGGUGACAGGGAGUCCAGUGGGAAGUACUCUGUAGCAGCUCACAUGGAUGGAACAUAUAAGUUCUGUUUCAGUAAUAAAAUGUCAACCAUGACCCCCAAGAUCGUCAUGUUCACAAUCGACAUCGGAGAGGCUCCCAAAGGCGACGGCAUGGAGACGGAAGUGGGUGGUGGCUCCUGGGAUGCCCAUCAGAACAAACUGGAGGAAAUGAUCAAUGAGCUGGCCGUGGCCAUGACAGCCGUGAAACACGAACAGGAGUACAUGGAAGUCCGAGAACGGAUACACAGAGCCAUAAACGACAACACCAACAGCAGAGUCGUGCUCUGGUCUUUCUUUGAGGCCCUGGUGCUGGUUGCCAUGACGCUGGGACAGAUUUAUUACCUAAAAAGGUUUUUUGAAGUCCGCAGGGUUGUGUAGAUUCUCAUUUGUAAUGUUUUGUAUCUCAAAGUGUCCCAUCAUCGUUUGGACCUGUUUGAAGAAAUCCUGAAAACUGUUGGAAAAAUCAGAGUGGCCAUGGAGAUGAGAUGUUCCCUGACCUCUGUAUGCACUGUACCAUGGCCUUGUUCCCUAUUUUUCAAACGCGCUGUUUUUAUUUUGCUUUUAUGACUCUAUUUUUAGCACCUUUCAGACCUGUCAGCAGUUCUGAGGGGGGAGAUGGGAUUUGCUGUUUUUCUCCUUUGUGGUUCUGUGCUGUCGUUGAGUUUAGUGAAGCAGUCCCAGCGGGGCAGAGCAGUGGGCCCCAGUGGGAACAGAGUGACGCUGCUCCGCUCUGAAGCUGACCACUGGUUUAUUUCUCUGUCAGAGCCGACCCAGGAUGGAGGGUCAAAUUCUGCUUUGUAUUGUUUUAUAAAUAUGCAAAAGUUAAAAUGCCUCUCGUACCACCCAGGUACAGAUCAAAAUGUCACAUAUCACAACUGUCCACCUUCUCAACCACUGCUCUCUGAGGGAUGUACAAUGGAGACUGUUUAAGGCACAUAUGGGUUUAAAAAAAUGGUAUUUUCAGUUGUUUUUGUUUUCUCCAUUUUUAAACUGGGGGGAAUGGGUUGUUCAGUUUCACAUUUGAGUCUGUGGGUGGAGAUUGACAUUUAAUUUAAUAGUUUAGGUUCUGUCUUGUAGUAAAUACAAAAAAGGAGGUUUCUGAAAGAUGAAUUUUGUCUUUUUUGAAUAUGAAUUAAUGUGCAGGGGAAGCUGUAAAUGUGUAUGUGGGGAAACAGCCGAUAGUGGUCUGAACCCUAAACAACCUGAAUUUCUGUUCUUUUCAUACUGAAACAUGACCCAGGUUUACCCA